UAAAAAGUGCAGAAGUACAAAGAGCAAUGAUAGCUACUGUUCAAGCUAAAAAUUAAUAAAUUUUUGCAGUCCAUCUGGCCACCACCUUCACACACGUUACAGCCUGAAGAAUGGAUGUUCUUGAAAGAAAAAGUACUGCUAAACUGACGGAACUGUUACAGAUUGAGAAGAGAAUUCAGAAAAAAUGGGAAGAUGAGAAAGUAUUUGAAGAGGAUGCCCCACUUCCAGGGACGAAAGAAGCUUCACAGCCAAAGUAUAUGGCCACAUUUCCGUAUCCAUACAUGAAUGGCAGACUUCACCUAGGGCACACAUUUACGAUAUCAAAAGCUGAGUUUGCAGUUGGAUAUCAGAGACUUCAAGGCAAGAAAUGUCUGUUUCCAUUUGGUCUUCAUUGCUCUGGAAUGCCAAUAAAGGCCAGUGCAGACAAACUAAAGAGGGAGAUGAAGGAUUUUGGAUAUCCCCCAGAAUUCCCUCCAGAGGAAGAAGAAGAACAAGAAGAGGAAAAGGAAAUCACGAUUAAAGAUAAAUCCAAGGGCAAAAAGAGUAAGCUGAAGGCUAAGACAGGAGGCUUGAAGUACCAGUGGCAGAUCAUGAAGUCUCUGGGUCUAAAGGAUGAGGAAAUCAAGGACUUUGCUGACCCAGCUCACUGGUUGAAGUACUUCCCCCCUCAUUGUAAGGAAGAUCUGAAGAGUAUGGGACUCAAGGUGGAUUGGAGAAGGACCUUCAUUACAACAGAUGCUAACCCUUAUUAUGAUUCCUUUGUGAGGUGGCAGUUUCUCCGACUGAAAGAAAGAGACAAAAUCAAAUUUGGUAAAAGACACACAAUAUUUUCCCCUAAGGAUGGACAGCCCUGCAUGGACCAUGACAGGCAUAGUGGGGAGGGAGUUGGUCCACAAGAGUACACUUUGAUUAAAUUGAAAGUGAAUGAGCCAUAUCCACCAAAACUAAGCAAACUAAAGGGCAGUAAAAUUUACCUGGUGGCCGCAACUCUGAGACCAGAGACCAUGUUUGGACAAACCAAUGUAUGGAUCCGACCAGAUAUGGAAUACAUCGCACACAGGCUGGCUAAUGGAGAGAUCUUCGUGUGUACUCCACGGGCCGCUCGUAAUAUGUGCUACCAGGGCUUCACAAAAGAAGAGGGGAAAGUAGAUCUUGUAGCCAAUUUAGUUGGUCAGGAUAUAAUGGGAAUUGGAUUGUCUGGACCACUAACAGCCUACAAAACAAUCUACACCCUCCCAAUGCUGACUAUAAAAGCAGAUAAAGGGACUGGAGUUGUUACUAGUGUUCCCUCUGAUGCCCCGGACGACUUCGCAGCUCUGAGAGAUCUGAAAAACAAACAGCCAUUCAGAGAAAAGUAUGGAAUAAAGUCAGAAAUGGUAUUACCAUUUGAACCGAUUCCCAUCAUAGAUGUCCCAGGCUAUGGUAAUCUGUCAGCGGUCACUGUCUGUGAGAAGCUUAAGAUUCAGAGUCAGAAUGAUAGAGAUAAACUACAGGAGGCUAAGGAGGAGGUCUACCUUAAAGGCUUCUAUGACGGGGUGAUGAUUGUGAAAGGAUAUGAAGGCCAGAAAGUACAGGAUGUGAAGAAACCAAUUCAACAGAAAAUGAUUGAUGCCGGAGAAGCUGUAAAAUAUAUGGAACCAGAGAAAACAGUGAUAUCUCGGUCCAAUGAUGAGUGUGUAGUAGCGCUGUGUGACCAGUGGUACUUGGAAUAUGGUGAAGAAAAAUGGAAGCAGUUAACAGCCCAGUGUUUGAACUCUAUAGACACUUACUCAGACCAUGUAAGGGAAAAUUUCCACGCCACUCUGGACUGGUUGCACGAGCAUGCCUGCUCUCGAUCCUACGGAUUAGGGAGCCACAUUCCGUGGGACCCACAAUACCUUGUGGAAUCCUUGUCAGACUCCACGAUCUACAUGGGUUACUACACUGUGGCCCACCUGUUACAGGGCGGCGUGUUUGAUGGCAGUGGGAAGAGUCCUGCUAAUAUCAGGCCAGAGGAACUGACUCCAGAGGUCUGGGACUAUAUCUUUUACAAGAACACCCCCUACAAGACAGGGUCAAUCCCCAUGACUACCCUGGACAAACUGAGGGCGGAGUUUGAGUACUGGUACCCUGUAGACCUGAGAGUGUCCGGUAAAGAUCUGGUACCUAAUCAUCUAACCUACUACAUCUACAACCAUGUGGCUAUGUGGCCUAAUGACAGUUCAAAGUGGCCUAGAAGUAUAAGAGCAAAUGGUCAUUUACUGCUGAAUUCUGAAAAGAUGUCCAAAUCAACUGGAAAUUUCCUCACCCUCACAGAUGCAAUAGAGAAAUUUUCUGCAGAUGGUAUGAGACUGGCCUUAUCUGAUGCUGGAGACACUGUAGAGGAUGCUAACUUUGUGACUAAGAUGGCUGACGCUGGUCUCCUAAGGCUGUACACUUACCUGGAGUGGGUGAAGGAAAUACUCGCGACCAAGGACACGCUGAGGACAGGUUCCACAGAUACAACCAAUGAUCAGAUAUUUAUGAGUGAAAUAAACAAGGCCAUAACAGAAACACAGAACUACUAUGAGAAAAUGUUAUUUAAAGAGGCAAUGCGCACAGGAUUCUAUGAAUUCCAGGCCUGCCGCGACAAGUACAGGGAGUACGAGUUAGAGGGAAUGCACCGAGACCUGGUGAUGAGGUUUAUAGAUGUGCAGACUCUAAUGUUAAGUCCAAUCUGUCCACAUAUAUGUGAGUACAUCUGGGAACUCCUGGAAAAGCCCUGCAGUAUCAUGCAUGAGAAAUGGCCUGUAGCAGGACCAGUGGAUGAGAUACUGCUGCAGAUCUCACAGUAUGUCCUGGAGGCUGCCCACGACUUCAGAAUUCGUCUGAAACAGCUGCUGACACCAGCUAAAGGGAAGAAAAUGAAGCUUGACAGAGCUUCUCAUGGGACGAUAUGGAUUGCUAAAACUUAUCCCCCAUGGCAGAACACUGUACUGUCUACAUUAAAAACUCUGUAUGAGCAAAACAAAGGCUUUCCAGACAUGAAAGUUAUAGCAAAUUCUUUCAAAGACAAGCCAGAGUUAAAGAAAUACAUGAAGAAACUGAUGCCAUUUGUACAGUUAGCAAAGGAAAAUGUGGAAAAGAAUGGUAUCAAGGCUUUGAAUUUAACGUCAGACUUUGAUGAAAUGGAGGUCAUGAACAAGUUUAAGAAGUACAUGAUCAACACACUAGAUUUAGAGGGUCUGGACAUUAAAUAUUCUGACGAGGCUGAUGAUAAAGUAAAAGAGGACUGCUGCCCAGGAAAACCAUUCACCACAUUCAGAGAAGAGCCGUCGGUAACUGUCCAGGUUAUAAAUCCCCAGGCAAUGAGUGGGCUGUUUGGGAUAAAGUUACCAGUGUAUGAGGGGGAUACGAAGACCACCAUCCUAACCAGAGUAAUGAAGACAGACCGCUCUAAAAUGAAAGAUAUUGGUCACAUCAAACUUCUGAUGUAUGAGGACCCAGUCCGAGGACCAAGAACGAUUCCAGACAUGAAUAAUAUUGAAAAGGGCAAAGUCAUUGUCCCUGACAAUUCUGUGUUUCACAUUAAUGUCACAGAAGAACAAGUGACUUUGCAAAGCAAUGGAAAGAAACUGAAUAUAGGACAGAGUCUGGUUUAUAUCGUUAACACAUAACAUCAGUGGAGUAUAUGCAAUGUAGAGGACUUCAGUAGAAAAUGUGACACAGCUUAGCGAGUUGAGGAGGAAGUGAUUUGAUUGGUUGCUAUGGCUAUGGAGAACCUUGUGUGGGUUUCUAAGUAUCGGAUGUCCUGCUCCAUAAUCUUGUGAAUUACAAGUGAAAUUGUGCUUAUUUAUGAAUUCUUGUGCUCUAAAUAAAUUAUUUCUUGGGAGAAGU
Molecule: messenger RNA, 3855 nt
Organism: Saccostrea echinata
Lineage: Eukaryota; Metazoa; Mollusca; Bivalvia; Ostreida; Ostreidae
Product: leucine--tRNA ligase, cytoplasmic-like
Exons: 28
Coding region: 111-3635 (1174 amino acids)
Biological process (GO): leucyl-tRNA aminoacylation
Molecular function (GO): ATP binding; aminoacyl-tRNA deacylase activity; leucine-tRNA ligase activity
Source: RefSeq, a predicted model, not a curated record